GAACUGUUCAGUUUAAAACGAUCUGCUUAAAAUUAUUAUUAUCGACAUGAGUUAUUACUACGACGAAGUUUUUAACAAUUCCGUUAACGACAACAAGUUCAACGACAAGAAAUCGAAGUCGGCGAUCCAUCAAAUCAAGAAGAUGAUUAAGUGUGUCUUGAGGAAAAACAACAAGAACACUUACGUCAAAAAUCCGCAGCCGAAUUACUACUACGACGAAGAGAUUAGUGACAAUAUCGCUAAUGAAAUUUUAGAAAAUGAAAUCUUCGAAGAUAUCGACAAUUGUGACGAAUUUUCCGCUGUUCCUGUUUACGAAAACGGAGAAAUGGACUUCCUGCCUGUGUCGAGAGGUCAACGAUACAUUCCUGUUCACUUUGCAAGAACUGACGCUGGUACAUUCUUCUGGACGUCAAUCACGGGACCUGACGCUGACAUUUGCUGCCACGGUGACAAGAAUGCAACGUCUAAUUACCAAGUUCCUCAGAUGCAAGUUCCGGCCGAUAGAUGGGCUCAAGCGUAAUCAUUUCUCAUUUAUAAAAAAAUGAUUUUCGUCCUGUGAUCGACCCAGUGCCUUUAAAACGAACUUUGUGAUUGUUGUUUGCUCAAGUUUUACUUUUUAAUUCUUUAAUUUUGACUGAAGUCAAAUGUGAUAUUGUAGUUUUAAAUUUUUAUUUGAUUUUUUGCAGAUUUUUUAUCUGAUAUUGUGAU
Molecule: messenger RNA, 708 nt
Organism: Psylliodes chrysocephalus
Lineage: Eukaryota; Metazoa; Arthropoda; Insecta; Coleoptera; Chrysomelidae
Source: the annotation of a GenBank genome assembly